Messenger RNA from Cuscuta campestris, 1509 nucleotides. The record is from the annotation of a GenBank genome assembly. Lineage: Eukaryota; Viridiplantae; Streptophyta; Magnoliopsida; Solanales; Convolvulaceae.
AGUAAUGACGGAAAAAAAAACCAUUUGGUACGGUAGGUAAGCCAAAAUGGACAAUAUAAGGAGAUAGAAUAGAAAUGCCCCAACUCCAUCAAACUCCAUAGAAAAAACACUAGGCUAAUUAUUAAGGAAGAAAAAAAAAGGAUGGGUUCGACGACCGGAAAUGAGAGGGAGCCGAGGACCGGAGCCGAACCGGACGACGAGGGAGCCUGCUUAUUCGCGAUGCAGCUGGCCAGCGCUUCGGUUCUUCCCAUGGCACUCAAGGCAGCCAUAGAGCUGGACCUUCUUGAGCUGAUGGCCAAAGCCGGACCGGGAGCGGACGUUUCCCCGUCCGAGCUCGCGGCUCAGAUCCCCGCCGCUGACAAGGAGGCCGCCGCCGUCAUGCUGGACCGGAUUCUCCGGCUGCUCUGCACCUACUCCGUACUGAACUGCUCCCUCCGGAACCUCCCGGACGGCGGCGGGGUGGAGCGUCUGUACAGCUUGGCGCCGGUGUGCAAGUACUUGACCAGGAACGCCGACGGCGUCUCCAUGGCGCCGCUCUUGCUUAUGAACCAAGACAAAGUCCUCAUGGAAAGCUGGUAUCACUUAAAAGAAGCGGUGCUGGAUGGCGGGAUCCCGUUCAACAAGGCGUACGGAAUGAGCGCAUUCCAUUACCACGGGACCGACCCGAGAUUCAACAAGGUGUUCAACCUCGGAAUGUCCGACCACUCCACCAUCACCAUGAAGAAGAUUCUCGACGACUACCGCGGCUUCGGCGGCCUCAAAUCCCUGGUGGACGUCGGCGGCGGCACCGGCGCCACCCUCAAAAUGAUCCUCUCCAAACACCCCCACAUCAAGGGCGUCAACUUCGAUCUGCCCCACGUCAUUCGCGACGCUCCCAAUUUUCCCGGUAUCGAGCACGUCGGAGGAGACAUGUUCGAGAGGGUGCCGAGGGGCGACGCCGUCUUCAUGAAGUGGAUCUGCCACGACUGGAGCGACGCCCACUGCCUGAAGCUCCUGAGGAACUGCCACGCGGCGGUGCCGGAGGACGGGAAGGUGAUCGUGGCGGAGUGCCUCCUGCCGGAAGCGCCGGACGCGUCCCCGGCGACGAGGAACGUGGUGCACAUUGAUGUGAUCAUGCUGGCGCAUAACCCCGGCGGGAAGGAGAGGACCGAGAAGGAGUUUGAGGCGCUCGCUGUGGCCGCCGGCUUCCGGGGGUUCCGCAAGGUCUGUUGCGCGGUUAACACUUGGAUUAUGGAAUUCUCCAAGUAGUCGAUUCCAUUUCACGGUCUUUAAUUUGAGCUUAAUCUGGCCCUACACGUGUAGUUUUUUUUAUUUAUCUGAUUUGAGUGUAUUUUUUGUUUUUUCUUACCAAUAAGCCUUGUCAUCGUCUCAUCUUUUAAUAAGUUUCUCUUCCUCUCAUCUAAUGAGAUUGGUUUGAGUGUAACUAGUAUUUUAAUCCGUGUAAUGUACGGGAUGAUACGAAAUUAUUUGUGAUUUUACUAUGCGGAGUAUUAAAAUGACUUAGAUUUU